This is a messenger RNA of Sphaeroforma arctica JP610, 1895 nucleotides long. RefSeq lists its product as hypothetical. Gene Ontology annotation, molecular function: phosphatidylinositol transfer activity; phosphatidylinositol binding; phosphatidylcholine intramembrane carrier activity. Gene Ontology annotation, biological process: phospholipid transport. The transcript is spliced from 9 exons. NCBI's taxonomy places the organism in Eukaryota, Ichthyosporea, Ichthyophonida. Gene Ontology annotation, cellular component: cytoplasm. The coding region runs from base 69 to 1895 and encodes 608 amino acids. The record is from RefSeq and is a predicted model, not a curated record.
AGGGCGGUGUUGAGAUUAUCGAAAACAGACCUUAUUUCGAUGGUCCUGGAGGUUCAGGUCAAUACACAAUGAAGAUAUACCAUGUCGGAAGUCACAUGCCUGGGUGGAUCAAAUCGAUCAUGCCUAAGACUGCCUUGGAGGUGCACGAGGAGGCCUGGAACGCCUAUCCGUACACCAAAACAAUCUUCAGCAUCCCAUUCGUAAACAAAUUCAGCAUUGACAUCGAAACGGUGUACAAAGGCGGGCGGGGGACUGAGCAUGACAACGCCCUGAAUUUGACCAAAAGCGAACUCGCUCAGCGAGAAGUGUUUGAUAUCAACUUGCUGACCACCACCCCCGCCGAUCCAACUGAUAAGGGUUAUGAGCCGUUGGAGGACCCGGCUGUAUAUGUGUCCCAGCGCACGGGCAGGGGGCCGCUGCAGCCUGAGUGGGAGAAAACACACAAUCCAGUUAUGUGUGCCUACAAGGUGUGCAAAGUCAACUUCAAAUAUUGGGGAUUGCAAAGCAAACUCGAGAACUUCAUCGCCGAUGUGGGACUCCGCAGAACCAUUGUUGGUGCCCAUCGACAAGCAUGGUGUUGGCAGGACGAGUGGAUUGAUCUGAACAUGGAGGAUGUUUUAAAGAUGGAAGAAGAAGCACAGCGCAAGCUAGCCGAGGUCUUUGCCAAACCAGGCGACGGGACAUCUGCGGACGAGUCCACUACCGCACUGACCAACAGCGACACUCGAGCGACCGCUCAGAGUGCGAGUGCCUCUCAGGACGAGGGACUGGAUGGCCGCAAUACCAACCUCAGCAUUCUGGAGAAUGUGGACAGUGCUCCUCCGUUGCAGAAAGUGUACAGUUCAAUGACCACUGACAUGGACACCGACGAGGCUACGAGUGGCUCCGAUAGCGUUGAAUUCUGGAGUGGAAACGAGGAGUUUGAUGAUGCAGACGAGGAUCAAUACAGCGAGAGCGCUGAUCCCAACAGUACAGCCGCCGGACUACCGCGACUGCAUCUCCAGCCACCGAGCGACAGCGGCGUGAGGAGGCGGCAUUUGGUCAUCGCGUCAUUCGCCCCCUCUAUCAUCAGCUCGAGUGCGGGCUCGGACGCUGAUUGGGCGAGUGAUUUCAAUACGUUCAAACGCACUGUCAAGCAAGUCGCGGAGUCGCACUACAGUGAAGGGGUCGAUUGCAUGGAGAUUGUACCUAUAAGGACAGGGCCUAUUCUGGGUGAAGGCACCCCUCCCACCAUGACCACCGAGCUCGAAGCCGUGCUUCGAGGCAUGUCCAAAUCAAACGAUCUCGCGAACUUCUCUCCGUCUGCGCUGAUUGGCUCGGUCGUCAUGCACCCCACAUACGACAGCAGGCUGCAGGAAAUGGUGCAGGUGCUUAAUGCCACGUUGCAACACUACUCCGAUUUUGAAUUCCAGGGAGGGUCUGUGACCAUCAUAUGCGAUAGAAUCUCCGGGUUGCUCAUGUACGAUGUCCUCAGCCGGCCCGAAUUAUGCGACCAGGUGCACCUGCCCAUUGACUACUGCUACACUCUGGGUGCACCGAUCGGGUUUGUCCUGGGCCAACGCUAUCUACAAUCACUCGCCCACACCUCCACGGGCGUACUACGGACACCCGGCCCAACCCCAGUACGACACACCCCACACACACUAACAGCCACAUCCAGCCCCAGCCCACUCGCUAGUACGACUGUGAGUAUGAGUGCUACUGCAAGUACGGAAUCGGGGACCGGUGUACCUUUGUUCUUUGAGCCAGAUGUCAACCGACAGAUCCCUCCGCUCAGUCCCACGACGGAGUCUAAGUCAGCGGGUGGCAGCGCAAAUAACACAGACGCUGAUAUUUCUACACAAGCGAUUGGUGUGCCGGUACUACGAGCACAGCCACCCCAAAUGCCCAGGUAA